GACGACCGUGGUGCGGUAUUCUCAUGUUUCUCGCCCCCUCAAUCACCGUGGUGGCUUGUUAUAUGCACCAUCAACUGUAAACCCUCAGUGGCCGAUAUAAUCUCGAGUUGUACUCGAUCUAGCCCGCCAUCACACUGCAAACUGAAGACAUAUCCGCCGUCGCCAUGCCAGUCAUCUACAUACGCAACGACGUUCUCGACGUCAACCCGCCGGCAGGCGACAGCCACCUGUCCACGGGAGGUUCCGACUGGCUUUGGGCCGUGACGGCCAUCUACACCGUCUGCUUCCUUGGCUACUUCGCCCUCAGCCUCAAGCCGCGUCAUGGCGAGAAGAUCUUCCAUUACCUCUUCACCAUUGCGCUGCUGGUCGGUGCUGUCGCCUACUUCGCCAUGGCAUCGGACCUCGGUUUUUCUGUUGUCGUGACGUCCCUAAACAGAGACGAUGCCGCCACGUACCAGGUCUUCUUUGUCAAGUACAUCAACUGGGUUGUCUCGUUUCCCGUUGUCAUCAUUGCGCUUGGAUUGCUCAGUGGUGUAAGCUGGGCGACCAUUUUCUUCAAUGUUGCCCUUGCUUGGACUUGGAUCAUCACCUAUCUCUGUUCCGCAUACGUCGCUACCUCGUACAAAUGGGGUUUCUACGCCUUUGGCACCGUCGCCUGGCUGCUCCUCGCCAUGCAAACCCUCUGGAUCGGCCUCACGUCCGCGACCCGCGUGAAUGUCCGCCGCGACUACGUCUUGAUGGCCGGCUGGCUCAACCUGCUGUGGUUGCUGUACCCCAUCGCCUUUGCCGUCUCGGACGGCGGCAACACUAUUAGCGUCACCAAGAGUCUCGUCUACUUUGGUAUCCUUGAUGUCCUCAUGAUUCCCGGCCUCGCGUUUGUGUUCCUGUUCCUCUCCCGCAAGUGGGACUAUGGCAAUUUGAACCUGCACUUUACGCAGUACGGCCGUGUCGCUGGUCGGGACGGCGUGUUCCCCGAGAAGGCACCCGCACCGGCUACGAGUGCACCGGCUACAAGUGCGCCGGGCACGAGUGCGCCAGCGACGACACAGCCCGGUGUUGCACCCAAGGACGAAUGAACCCAGUCCAGGAUGACGGACAAUAUGUCAGACAAGCUGGAGGAGAGUGAGAGGAGAAUGAUGAUACCGUCGGAUGCUGAAAUGCUGGAAUGAUGGAAAUGGCUCGCUCGUUGGAUUCUAAUUGCGCAAUGUUGAAGAUGGAUUUGAGAUACCCUCGUUUGAACGGGAGCAGGAUACCCGCCAGUUCUGCACACAGAAUACCCUUGGAAAUUACUGCAACAAUAAUAACUAAUAAAAUCUGCUUAUUUACUAUCCUUGAAAA
Messenger RNA from Ilyonectria robusta, 1338 nucleotides. RefSeq lists its product as uncharacterized. NCBI's taxonomy places the organism in Eukaryota, Fungi, Ascomycota, Sordariomycetes, Hypocreales, Nectriaceae. The transcript has 3 exons. The coding region runs from base 165 to 1076 and encodes 303 amino acids. The record is from RefSeq and is a predicted model, not a curated record. Gene Ontology annotation, cellular component: plasma membrane; endoplasmic reticulum.